UUGUUACACUCUGUGUUAAUACCUAUAAAUCAAGAAUAUUUCGAAUUUGUGGUCAGAGUGCCUGUACGGAACGACAAAAAAAAGCUGUACAUCUUUAAAUUCAACGGCAGUCUUUGUGUGGACAUAUCUCAGUGGUCGAAUGUCUCUCUCGAUCGUGAGAACAAUGCAGAUGUUUAUUUGGAAGAAGAUACGACGCCGAAGUUCGGUGCCGGUUCAGUGUUUGGGCAGCAAAUGCGCAACGACGCACGCAGAAAGAAAUUAGGAUACACCACAACUCAGUAUCGUCGCUGUGAUCAGCCGUGGCUGUUGACCGUUUCCGGAAAGCAGGAGAAGAAGUACCGCGGUUUGCGUGAAGGGGGCAUCUCCCAGAAUGCCGACUAUUGGAUAUUUAUCAAAAACGGCGAUAACGUCUUCGAUGCGUAUAUAAUAGACGAAUGGUACAAUUUUCAGCCAAUUGCUCGUUACAAAACGCUCGACAUUGAUGAAGCUGAGGAACGUUUUCUAAAGUAUGUUGAUAAUGCCAACAUGAUUUUGUUCUCAUUUCAGCUGAUAAAGGUCCUGAUAGCGUAUAGAAAGCGAAAUAAAAGAGUAACUGUUCGCCCUGCGAUUCACAGUCGAAGUGUCUGUUUUCUGAACGCGCGUUGUUCGCAGUACAGGGAAAUUUUAGUUGAGCGAAAUCGAAAGGACGGACCAGCUUUUGGAACUUUUUCGUUUUUACAGGUUAAACGUGUUGUAUUGUAG
This is a messenger RNA of Soboliphyme baturini, 741 nucleotides long. NCBI's taxonomy places the organism in Eukaryota, Metazoa, Nematoda, Enoplea, Dioctophymatida, Soboliphymatidae. The record is from the annotation of a GenBank genome assembly.